This is a messenger RNA of Dacryopinax primogenitus, 3094 nucleotides long. Its product is annotated as ARM repeat-containing protein. The transcript has 12 exons. Gene Ontology annotation, cellular component: PAS complex; endosome membrane; fungal-type vacuole membrane. NCBI's taxonomy places the organism in Eukaryota, Fungi, Basidiomycota, Dacrymycetes, Dacrymycetales, Dacrymycetaceae. Gene Ontology annotation, biological process: phosphatidylinositol biosynthetic process; positive regulation of kinase activity. The record is from RefSeq and is a predicted model, not a curated record. The coding region runs from base 104 to 3094 and encodes 996 amino acids.
ACAGUACUGCGUACUUCCAGUCGACCUUCUCACCUUACCUCCUGUGUCUGGACACCAGCUUGCUCUCGGGUAGUUCUGAAUCUCCAACUGAGCCAGGCUCAACAUGGAGCCCGCGGUCGCAAAAGGCCUGAAUGACAAGCUUUACGAGAAGAGAAAGGGAGCGGCUCUUGAGCUGGAGAAGGCCGUUCGCGAUGCCCAAUCACACGGUGACAUGCUCAAGAUCCAACAGAUAGUGGGUCAACUCUGCGAUCUUUUCGCCUCCUCCAGCAACCCUCUUCACUCAAGAAACGGUGGUCUCAUUGGUCUUGCGGCAACAUCUAUCGCUUUGGGCGUUGACGUGGCUCAGUAUCUCGAGACCAUUGUGCCGCCCGUUCUAGCAUGUUUCUCGGAUCCGGAAAGUCGGAUCCGGUACUUUGCGUGUGAGAGCAUGUACAACAUAGCGAAGGUGUCAAAGGGAGAAAUAUUGAUAUUUUUCAACGAAAUAUUCGAUGCUCUUAGCAAGCUCGCUGCCGACUCAGAGACAUCUGUGCGAAAUGGGGCUGAACUUCUCGAUCGCUUACUCAAAGACAUCGUCGCCGAGUCCGGUCCUACCUACGUACCUCAUUUCCCCGAAACGGAGAAGAUUCGACGAGAAAAGCAGUCGGAUGGAAUCACAGGUUUAGGCAUAGCUUUAGUGUCGAAAGAAGGCUUCGAGCCAGCAGGUCAGCCACACAAUCAGCACGCAUUCUCGCUGGCGCGAUUCAUUCCGCUACUAUCCGAGCGAAUAUAUGUGCUCAGUCCGCUCACGAGGAGCUAUCUGGUUUCGUGGAUUACGGUCUUGGAUUCGGUACCUGAUCUGGAGUUGGUGUCAUAUUUGCCAGAAUUCCUGGAUGGGUUAUUAAAAUACCUGUCGGACCCCACAGAAGACGUCAGAAUUGCGACGGAGAACGUGCUCGCUGAUUUCCUGAAGGAGAUCCGGCAGAUCGCCCAAGUACAAGCACAGCGAGAGGGGGUGCGAUUGAGAAAGCUGGAGAAAGCAAAGGCUAGGAGGGCGGAAGGGGAUCUUGAACCAAAAACCCCACCGCAGCGGACUAAUGGCGAGUCUGGGGUGUAUGGAUAUGACGAAGAAGAGGAGCUAGUGGACGAUCAGGGGAGAGGUAACGGAGCUUGGAUACCUGGUCAGAAUGUCGCCGUUGAUCAUGCCGCCAUCGUAGAAAUCCUUAUCGCGCAGCUAGAUACGGAUCAUGACGAAAUCCAGCAAAGCACUGCUUUACGAUGGCUCACCGAAUUCCUUUCUUUCGCGAAAGAAGUCCUCGUCCCGUUCACUCCUCGCCUUAUACUCGCCGUCCUACCCAAUCUUGCGCAUCAUGUGGCCACAAUACAAGCUGCAGCGCAAAUGAUGAAUCAGCAGCUCUUCCAGGUCAUUCAAGCUCUUCCCGCGCCUGUCACUACGCCGGAUGUGGGCACCCCUCAGCCACCACAAGUUACACUCCCUCCCCCACCUCCCCCUCCGACAACUGCUUUGCCCUCUCGCGCACAGUCAGUAGCAUCAAUGAAUCGCACGGCGCCCGCUUCUCCCACUUUUGACGGAGUAGCCUUUCCUUCACGAGCCAGUCGGGAUUCCAAUCGUGAUAGCGCGGGUAUCGAUGCUUCUGCAACCCCCGUUCCGGCUAGGCGACAGCCUGCGCCCUCCCCCGUCCCGUCAACUUCUACGGCCCCUGAGCCAUCAGCUGCUGCAGAUGGGUCUACACCGAGCAAAGCGGUUGUGAACACUUCUGCCCCUCUGACAGAGUCGCCACCAAAUCUAGACCAGUCUAUCGAAUCACCCGAUCCCCUUGACUAUCAACUUACAGUCAAUUCCCUCACAGUCCAAUUCAUGAGCGAGCAUGAGGAGACGCGAGUAGCAGCUCUGAAAUGGCUCCUAAUGCUGCAUCUGAAGGCACCGAAUAAGAUUUUGGCAAUGGAUGAUGGGACAUUCCCUGCGUUGCUGAAAACACUGUCGGAUCCUUCAGAAGAAGUCAUCAAACACGAUCUGCGACUGUUAGCGCAGAUAUCUUCGAGCUCAGAAGAUUCAUACUUCAAGUUAUUUAUGGUAAAUCUCUUGGAGCUUUUCAGCACGGACAGGCGGUUGCUGGAGACUCGCGGUAGUCUGAUCAUCCGCCAGUUGUGCCUCAGCCUCAACAGCGAGCGAAUAUACCGCACAUUUGCCGAGAUAUUGGAACGAGACGAAGAUUUAGAUUUUGCCAGUACAAUGGUUCAGAAGUUGAAUAUCAUCCUUAUCACAUCGCCAGAACUGCAAGAGUUCCGACGGCGACUGAAGAACCUGGAGUCUAAGGACGGCCAAAUGUUGUUCUCCAUAUUGUAUAAAUCUUGGUGUCAUAAUGCGGUCGCGGUGUUCUCUCUCUGUCUGCUAGCCCAGGCCUACGAACAUGCAUCCAAUCUCCUUCAGAUUUUUGCGGAGUUGGAGAUUACCGUGCAAUUCCUUGUACAGGUUGACAAGCUCGUGCAGCUCAUCGAAUCACCCGUCUUCACUUCUUUGCGUCUACAGUUGUUAGAGCCUGAUCGCUAUCCUUACCUUUUCAAGUGUCUCUAUGGCUUACUCAUGCUUCUCCCACAAAGUACUGCAUUCAUCUCCCUCCGAAAUCGCUUGAACGCCGUAAGCUCUCUCGGGUUUCUACAUAUCGCCCCGAAAACCAAUGUUGCCGCUGCUCGUUCUAAACUGUCUCGAGACGAGGUCAAAUGGCAAGAACUUUUAUCACACUUCCGGGUGGUACAAAUGAAGCACGAGAAGUAUCGGCGACAAGCUGCUGGGGGUGACGUCAGUCCGUUAGCCGGUCUCGGCCUCAACUCGAAUGGCGUCCCGUCGGCCGCAAGCAGAGUCCAAGGGCGAAGAGUUACUGCGGGAUCGAAAGACGCCCCUCCUGUGGUUCGAGAGAAUGCUGGGGGCCGACUGAGUAGCGUUUUAUCCCCUCUGAACCCCAGAGCACGAGGUUCUUCUGGCGGGCAGACGUUGGCGCCGUUAAUGUCGGCCUUUUCAGGUUCGCCAAGAGCAGUGAGCCCAACGGCUGCAGCGGCGACCAAACGUCGUGGGACAUUAGGAGGUCUUCGCAAGUAG